Messenger RNA from Owenia fusiformis, 772 nucleotides. NCBI's taxonomy places the organism in Eukaryota, Metazoa, Annelida, Polychaeta, Sabellida, Oweniidae. The record is from the annotation of a GenBank genome assembly.
CUUCUAUCAACCGAGAGGGUUUAUACCUAGGAAUCGUCCGCCUUUUCGCCAAAGCUUCACACCUAAUGAGGACAAUCAAAACCAGGAUUAAUGAUACUAAAGGAUUCAUAUCAAGAUUGGAUAAACAUUGGAUGUAAUUCAACUGUUCUUGGAUGGAUUCACAAUGGUGUAAAUCUUAUUUUCCAGGGUAAGGAACCUGAUGAAUUUUUAUUGGAAAAUCACCAAUUAACAACUAUCGAAAAUCAAUUUGUAUCACAAACAGUGACUGAUUUAUGUGAUCGGGGAAUUUUGGUAAAAAAAUGUAAAAAACCUAGAUGUGUAUCACCAAUUGGAUGUGUACCUAAAAAGAAAGGAAAAUUUAGACUAAUAACAGAUCUUCGGUAUCUAAAUCAACACUGUAAAGUACCAUCAUUUUGUUAUGACAGUAUAUCAAAUAUCUGCGAUUUCAUUUAGCCUAAUGAUGUGCUAAUUACAACUGAUAUUAAAGAUGGAUUCUUUCAUAUUCCUGUCUCGGAUGAUAAUCAACAGUAUUUAGGAAUUGAGUGGCAAGGAAAAUAUUAUACGUGGGCAUAUUUGCCUUUUGGGUUGUCAUGUAGCCCGUAUUAUUUCUGCAAAACAGUAAAUGAGGUUGUGAAACACUUACGUCAAUGUGGAUUAAGACUAUCAAUGUUCGUGGAUGACUGUAUAUUAAGUGCCUCGCCUGAUCAAAUAAGUGCACAUAUAAGCAAAUUUUGUUGGAUACUUUCGAAAAAUUAGGAUUCACUUUGAAUUU